Schistocerca cancellata (South American locust) is the source of this 6083-nucleotide messenger RNA. Its product is annotated as collagen alpha-5(IV) chain-like. Gene Ontology annotation, biological process: proteolysis. Gene Ontology annotation, molecular function: serine-type endopeptidase activity. The record is from RefSeq and is a predicted model, not a curated record. NCBI's taxonomy places the organism in Eukaryota, Metazoa, Arthropoda, Insecta, Orthoptera, Acrididae. Bases 94 to 4827 code for a protein of 1577 amino acids. The transcript is spliced from 12 exons.
UCCGCCGGCGCCGCCUCAGUGGCUCUCGCACCGGGGCGGACAACACAUACGCUCAGCAGUGCCAAAGGACGACUCCGCAGCACGAGACACAGGAUGCGCGCUCUGCUACCCUUGCUGGUGGCAGUGGCCCUAGCGGCGACCGCGGUGUCGGCGCAAGGCUACGGGCCGCCUCGCAAGUCGCACAAGAAGCCGGUCAGCAGCACCACGCCCGCGCCGCUGCCCUCCAGCCCUGCCCCCGUGCAGCCUCCCAGUGAGGACGAGCUCCAGCAGAACUUGCUGCCCUCUGACUUCGGCCUCAGCAGUAACAAUGGCCGCUUCUGGUGGCAGCAGGGGGCCUUCAGUGGCGCCACCGCCUCCUCUAAUUCUGGAUCCAUAGCUGGACCAGGAUGUGGGCCGGGCUCGGCGUGCUCGCGGCCAGGGCCGGCCGGCACCACGGGCCAGUACGGCGAGUCCUCGCUGCUGCUGCCGGGGUCGCGGCCGGCCUCCGGCUGCGGCGGUGCGUCGGGUGGCGCCUGCGCACAACCCGGCUUCCCAGGUGCCCCAGGCACGACGGGAGCGUUUGGCGAGACGGGCCUGGGAGGCUACCCGCUGCCUGGCGCCCCCGGCACCACGGGGGCGCUGGGGGAGACCAGCCUGCAGGGCAACCCCUUCCUGAGCGGCCUCCUGCCAGGGGGCGGCGGCACCGUCCCCUGCAAGACCAGGAGCGGACACGCCUGCGUCCAGAAGACCCUCUGCAGCAACGGCAAGGUGCUGCCUGGCGUCAAGAUCAACAGCUACACGAUCCGUGACUGUAACGCCGCAUCAGAAGUCUGCUGCCAGCUGCAGACGGAAGUAUCAGGCGCAGGCACCGGUGGCACCUUCGUUGUAACAACGCCGCGGCCUGGAGUUACGGCGACAACACCGGGCCUUGUUCACAUACCGCCAUCCACUCCUGGCGGCCUCGUCCACAUUACACCUUCUCCUUUCCCAUCAGGUUCCACAGCCGUCCCAGGACAUGGUCUGGUACACAUUGCGCCUGGCCAGUACGGACCAAUAAGCCCAGGCUCUGGACAGCCAGGUCAACCUGGUAAACCUGGCACCCCUGGAACUCCUGGACAACCGGGGCAGCCUGGUCUUCCUGGACACAUUGGUUACCAGCCUGGGCAGCCAGGACAGCCUGGACAACCAGGAAAACCUGGGCUACCAGGUCAGCCUGGGCAACCUGGAUACCCUGGUCAGCCAGGACAGCCUGGUCAGCCUGGGACACAUGGACAACCAGGACAACCUGGCCAGCCUGGAUACCCAGCACAACCUGGACAGCCAGGUUAUCCUGGACAGCCUGGACAACCUGGGCAACCUGGAACACCAGGAUACCCUGGACAGCCUGGACAACCUGGGCAGCCAGGAUACCCUGCACAACCAGGACAGCCAGGAUAUCCCGGACAGCCUGGGCAACCUGGACAGCCAGGGUACCCUGCACAACCUGGACAACCAGGAUACCCUGGACAACCUGGACAACCUGGGCAACCUGGACAACCUGGUAAACCAGGAUACCCUGGACAGCCUGGACAACCUGGACAACCAGGAUACCCUGCACAACCUGGACAGCCAGGAUACCCUGGACAGCCUGGACAACCUGGGCAGCCAGGAUACCCUGCACAACCUGGACAGCCAGGAUACCCUGGACAACCUGGACAACCUGGAAAACCAGGGUACCCUGGACAACCUGGACAGCCUGGGCAGCCAGGAUACCCUGCACAACCUGGACAGCCAGGAUACCCUGGACAACCUGGACAACCUGGUAAACCAGGAUACCCUGGACAGCCUGGACAACCUGGACAACCAGGAUACCCUGCACAACCUGGACAGCCAGGAUACCCUGGACAACCUGGACAACCUGGAAAACCAGGGUACCCUGGACAACCUGGACAGCCUGGGCAGCCAGGAUACCCUGCACAACCUGGACAACCAGGAUACCCUGGACAACCUGGACAACCUGGACAACCUGGAAAACCAGGAUACCCUGGACAACCUGGGCAACCAGGAUACCCUGGUCAACCUGGACAGCCUGGACAACCUGGACAACCAGGAUACCCUGCACAACCUGGACAGCCAGGAUACCCUGGACAACCUGGGCAACCUGGAAAACCAGGAUACCCUGGACAGCCUGGCCAACCUGGACAGCCAGGAUACCCUGCACAACCUGGACAGCCAGGAUACCCUGGACAACCUGGGCAACCUGGACAGCCAGGCCAAACUGGCCACUCUGGAUACUAUCCAGGGCAGCCUGGAAAGCCUGGGCAACCUGGGACCCCUGGCCAGCCAGGUCUGCCUGGACAACCUGGAUUACCUGGGACACCAGGGCAACCUGGGCAACCUGGACAGCCUGGCCAACCUGGCCACUCUGGAUACUACCCAGGACAGCCUGGAAAGCCUGGACAACCUGGAACACCUGGCCAGCCUGGGCAACCUGGUCUUCCUGGGCAGCCUGGACAACCUGGACAGCCUGGGAAACCUGGUCAGCCAGGCUACACCCCUGGUAAACCAGGCAGUGUGACCCCUGGAGGAAUCCCCACUGGGCGUCCUGGACAACCUGUUGGAGUAGCUCCUGGCCAGCCUGGCUACAUCCCUGGCCAGCCAGGCCAGUUUGGUUUCAUCACUGGCCCCACUGCCCAGCCAUCACAGCCCACCUAUGUGUAUGGUCAGCAGCCACAGCAACCUGGACAGGUUCUCGUCCCUGUCAGACCAACAGGGACCAUAAACCGUCCCACUACCGGGUCUGGCUACUACGGAGUGCCCAUCGGUGGGUCCAUCUACGACACAGUGACGCCCGCAGGUGCCCAGAAGCCGUACACUGGUCCAUUGAACACCACGCCCCACCCAGGCUGCGCUGCCGCCCUCAAGUGCGUCUCCAUCAGCUACUGCACUGCUGAAGGCGUCAUGUCCAACACACCAGUCGUACUCACUCGCGAGCAGGAGGAGAAUCGUGUACCACUUACGGACUGCCAAGAUCCAGACACGGGCAUUAUCGGCAAGUGCUGCCGCGACCCCAACUAUAAGGACCCCUGGCCUGGCGGUAUGAUGAUGAAGACUCCCCAGCCGGACGAGUGCGCGCCGCUCGGGGCCACCUGCCAGCCCAGCUACCAGUGUGGGGCAUCCGCACGAGUGCAGCCCGUCAAGAACUGCAGAGUCGGCCUCGAUGGAUCGUCUGGCGUGUGUUGCCGGUUCCAGCCUAGUUCGGGCAACCCCUUCCUUACUGGUGGUGUGUUCACUGGCAGUACCAAGAAGCCAGAAUAUGGCUACGGACCAUCGUCUCCAUCUCCUGGCAAGCCACUAAAGACUCCAGGGCCCAACGUAAUUGUCCCUGGAGGUACCACUGCCGUUGGAUUUCCAGUAACAACGACGCAUUCUCCAUUUGGACAGCCAGGUUUCUCCACAACACCUUCCCCAGGUUCCUACAGACCUGGCUAUACCGUUACUUACCAGCCAGGGGCCUCCUCCACUCCAGGUGUGUACCAGCCUUCUGGUACUGCUGUCUACCCUGGUAGCUCGACCCCUGGUGUGUAUCAGCCAGGCUACUCCACUCCAGGAGUAUACCAACCGUCAUCUACACCAUCACCAUUCCAGCCAUCUGGCACACCUGGAUAUUCAAGUGGCACUACGCUGUCGCCUUACCAGCCAUCAUCUCAACCUGGUUACAGUACAACUCCAGCACCCUUCCAGCCUGCAGGUGGCACCAGGUUCCCCUCAGGUUCGAGACCCGGGGUAUUCCCAUCAGGCUCUACGCCAGGUGGCACUGUGUACCCUGGAUCGACCCCAUCAUCGUACCAGCCAGGUGGCGUGACUGGUUAUCCUACAGGUACCUAUGUACCAGGCAGCCAGACUGGCCAGGGAACACUGCCUGGUUUCCAAGGCCGCCAACCAUCUGGUACCAGCCUCGUAGUAGCCUACAGCAAGAUCAGCCCACCUACCUGCGGCAUUGGCACCAAACAGAGGCAGGGCGUGCCGGAGAACGACGCGGCGCCCGGCGAGUUCCCGUGGGAUGUGGUCAUCUUCUCUGACGAGCUGCAGUCGGCGCUCUGUGCGGGAGUCAUCGUCACCGAGAAGGCCAUCCUCACCACCGCCCACUGUGUCGAGGGCCGCGAGAGCUCCGACCUGACGGUGAAGGCGGGCCUGCAGUCGGUGGGCGGGCAGCCCGCGGCGCAGUCCCAGGUGGCCGCCACCAUCCGCCACCCCAACUUCGACCCCAACACGCAGUUCGACGACCUGGCGCUGCUGGUGCUGGCGGCGCCGCUGCCGCUGGGCGGCGCCGGCCGCCUCUCCGCCGUCUGCCUGCCGCUCUCCAGGGCCUCCGGGCCUUCCAACGGCUGCGUCGCCAGCGGCUGGACCAAGGCCGCCAUACAAGGCAAGGUUCGUGGAGCUGACGCCACGAUGCACCGGGUGCCGGUGAACCUGAUCGAGCCGGCCACGUGCCAGGACCUGCUGAGGAAGACCUACCUCGGCAAGUACUUCGUCCUCAACAAGAGCUUCGGCUGCGCAAUGCCGGCAACCUCCACGGCCAGCUUCUGUAUGGUUGACGCAGGUUCUCCAGUGACGUGCGAAGACGCGGCGGGCCACCAGGUCCUCCGCGGACUGUACAGCUGGGACGUGGGGUGCGCCGCUCCGUCGGCGCCAGCGUCGCUGUCCUCGGUGGACACCGCGUGGAUAGAGUCGGUGUUGGCCAUUCCCACCGACGAGCUGGUGCGCCAGGAGCUCAACGAGAUCCUGCGGCGCCAGCAGCUGGAGGAGCAGCAGCAGCAACUGGACACCGAGGGCAAGCCGGGCUUCGCACAGGGCUACGGCAAGUAGGCGGACCUCGGGGCCGCGAGGCAGCGUGCGGGGGAGGGCGCUUCAGCGCUUCGUCGGUGGCCACCGCUUUCCAGAGUCGAAUAGUGCAAACGACUUCCACUACUCCUCUUCAGAGGACUCCUCAUUCCUCACAAUACUGACUGUGAUCUGUGAUGUUUUCAUAUCUUCGCGCAAACUCAUUCAGAUGUUAUCAGUUCCAUUUUACAUGAAACCGUCGACACUGCAACUACUGGCAGCUUGAUGUACUCAUUUGGAAAUGUAGGGGAUACUAUCGCUUUGCAAGGGUAUUGCUUGUACGUAAUUUUUGGGACCCUCAACUUGCACGCUUGCCAAGUGUGGAUUUACACUCCUAAAGGAACGUCGGAGCGUCGAUAGCUCUUGUACAGCUUCUUCGUGCUACACCAUUGACGCUCCAGACGUUCCCAUUUGAAAUUCCUUAAUGGAAUGGCCAGUGCACAAAGAAAGUGUGGUGUGCUUUCUUUCUAAUCCUGCCAAUUAAUGUUUUUAAAUAAAACGUUUUGUAAACACGUUUUCGUAAUUUAUUUCCAGCAGCGAUUUCAUAAAUGUUUACUAAACUGACAAACGCUGAUGGAACAAAUUUUGCUGAGACUGACUCAUAAUGGUUUGACUACUCCCCGUGUAGGGGAGGAAUCUUUCACCUGUAAAGCAGGAAAAGGAAGCACGAAAUGAAGAUGAGAGAUUAGCUACAACUGUCAGUUUGACGACGAUGUGACACUUGUUUCGUUUUACUGAAAGCAACAGUUAAUUACAUUUUUAUUAUAAACAAUGGCCAGUUUACGGAUAUUCUACGUUUUAUGCUACAAACUUUGUGUGCAACAACCGAAAGAAACAAUGCUGCGUGAUUGAGUCAUAUGAUUCACUUAUUUUCUAAUAAAUUUACUGCUCAAACAAAAAUACUGCCUUAUAAAAAUCUCGAUAAUUUGUAACGAUUUUUUGUAAAAAUGAAUUGUAUUUUGCAGAGUACAUCUAAAGAUGAUAUGAUCUGAUUUUGUUACUGUAAUGCUUAAGCAAUAUUUACAAAUAAAGUAUGCGAAACAGUAAAUAAAAUGUCCUAUAAUAUUUGGGCAGUGUUUCAAUUACAUCCGGCACAAAAAAAAAAAAAAAACAACAGCCAGUCCUACAGAUGUUCAACAUGAAAUCUUCAACAGAUGCGCAGUUCCAACACAACGCAGGAAAGAAACUGAACCCACACUCACUUAUGUACUCACAAAUGCGAAUAAAAGUUGUUUCUUUGA